UCCAUCUCCCGGCAGGCAGUGCGCGGGGGUUUGGGAGUUAUGGCUGCUGCUGGCUCCUCACAGGGCCCUAUCUCCUUCAGUUUCACCCGCAGUUCCCGGCAGAAGCUCACUGCGUCCGUUGUAGACAAUGAAGCUCGGCAGGGCGAAGACCGGGAAUACCUGGUGGGAGCGGAGGGCAAGGAGCUGCUCAGUGUCAACCCAGCCCCAGUCUCCAAGCCACUGGUGAUUCCGCUAAUACGCACAAACAAAUGGUCACGACCCGACAAGCCUCAGGAAACUGGCGGAAGCGUUGUCCCUCAGACUGAAGAGGACUCUGUGCUGUCUCAAGCUGUGAAGGAGCUGAUUGAAGAGUCCCGGAGGUCACAGGAAGAUGACUCCACGGUGGACCAAACUCUCAGCAUCCCGCUGCUUAUGCAGAACAAGGUCCCUGACGGCUUAGAAGAUGGCGACAAAGUGGAUGUCUCUUUGCGGCCUGAAUCCGCAGAAGCUGCAGACUAUGAAUCGGUGCCUGUGGAGCAGUACGGCAUGGCAAUGCUUAGAGGAAUGGGGUGGAAGGAAGGCGAGGGCAUCGGCCGAACAUUCAAACAGGAUGUGAAACCACUAGAGCAGAAGCUGCGUCCUAAGGGUCUGGGGUUGGGUGCUGACCGCACAGCGCUGAAGAAUCUGGAGGAUCAGAAACCUCGUAAACCGCCGAAACCAGGGGAGGUCCCAGAAGAAGAGUCAAAAGGCCUGGGCAAGGGCAGUGCGGUGGAAAUACAAAGUGGUGCUCACAAAGACCUUUAUGGAAAGGUAGAGGGUCUCGACCCAGACAAUUCUCGUGCUAUGGUCAAGCUUGCCAUUAGUGGAAAGGUGGUCACUGUGUCACAGUUCGCUCUCCGCUUGGUCAGCAGUUCAGAAUAUAAAAAGAAUGCAAAGGAUUUAAGCCGGUUAAGUAAAGUAAACCAAGCAAAGAAAGAGAGAGAAGCCAAAGAGGCGCUCAUGAACAACUCGCCAGAGAACAAACCACACAGGGAGAGUUCCCCAGAGAGCAGAAAACCCAAGGAGCGAUCACCACAGCGGGAAAAGAGCAGGGCACAUUCGCCGAAGAAAGAAAAGCGCAGGGAACGCACUCCAGAGAGAGAGCAGCACCGUGAGACGAGCAGCAAUGGGCGCAGCAGGGAAAAACGACCCAGGAGCCCUGAACGUGAGAAAGAGAAGAAAAAAAAUAGAGCUGAGCCCCAAGGCUGGUUACAUCGGGAUUUGCGAGUUCGGUUUAUUGACAAGCAUUACAAAGGAGGCAAAUACUACAACUCUAAGAUGUUAGUGGAAGAUGUUUUGAGCCCCAGAAGUUGUGUGUGUCGAACGGAGAGCGGGCGUUUAAUAGAUGACAUAAAACAGGACAUGCUGGAAACGGUGAUACCCAAGGAGGAGGGGGACCAUGUUAUGGUGGUGAUGGGACAGCAUCGGGGGCAGGUGGGGCGGAUCCUUCAUCGCGAUAAGCAUAAGAGUAGUGCCCUGGUGCAGCUGCAGGGCGAUCAGGAUACAGCACUGAACUUCAGCUAUGAUGUCAUCUGUCACUACACCGGCGCCUGCGACGAUUAACCAAGCUGCAUUUUAUUGUCAGAAUAUGCACUAUAUGCAUUUUUUUUUAUUUAAUUGCUUUUGUAAAUAAAAACUGCAUUUUUUUUACAAA
Molecule: messenger RNA, 1672 nt
Organism: Bombina bombina (fire-bellied toad)
Lineage: Eukaryota; Metazoa; Chordata; Amphibia; Anura; Bombinatoridae
Gene: GPKOW
Product: G-patch domain and KOW motifs
Exons: 11
Coding region: 40-1581 (513 amino acids)
Biological process (GO): mRNA splicing, via spliceosome; translation
Cellular component (GO): spliceosomal complex; ribosome
Molecular function (GO): structural constituent of ribosome; nucleic acid binding
Source: RefSeq, a predicted model, not a curated record